Aspergillus puulaauensis is the source of this 1116-nucleotide messenger RNA. RefSeq lists its product as uncharacterized. The transcript has a single exon. The record is from RefSeq and is a predicted model, not a curated record. Bases 1 to 1116 code for a protein of 371 amino acids. Lineage: Eukaryota; Fungi; Ascomycota; Eurotiomycetes; Eurotiales; Aspergillaceae.
AUGGGCGAAAGGAUAACCACUGACCAAUUUCGUCGUACCAUCCAAGACGCCGUGCUUCAACGAAGCACGCAAUACACCGACUCAUAUCCCCUCUCUAUCCGUUGGGAGCGGGAUGACACGCUAGCCCAUCAGGACGUGGGCCAUUUCAGAUCACUGUUGACAACCCUUAGACUUGCCGAACCCAGAGAAGUUGUCAUUGCAGCAGACGACUUGAAACCGGGGCUGACAGCACGAACUGAAUUGGAACAAAUUCUUGUCGCCGCCAAACAAACCAACGGUCGUGCCAUUGUCGUCGUGCAUUAUGCUGGGCGUGGUGCCCAAGAUAAUAACAGCCUACUGCUUGUUGAACGGACCCGGGGUAAUGCUUUUUGCGCAAUGGCUUUCCUAAUAUCAACUGUGAUACCGAGCAAGGGCUACGGCCUUGGAGAUGAAGAUAAAGUUGAUGUUCUAUUUAUUUUCGAUUGUUGUUAUUCUUUUAUCGCACGUCGUGCCCCUCAGCCCAAACAACGCAUCGUCGAGGUGAUCGCUGCCACAGACGAAAAUCAGCCAGAAGCUUUCUCAUCUCCUCGGAACACCAUUACAGCAAAAUUGGCAGGGGAAGUCAAGCGUCGAGAACGUGACGGGCAUCGGUAUGUUGAGAUCGCCGACGUCGUCGCAACACUGAGAGACCGACCAAAUGCUGUUAAGAAGCCAUCGCAUGGUCUUAGACUCGGUGCAGUUUCCAUAUGCAUCCCCUUCUCCGGCCUUGUCGCUGUAGAUCCUCAACGCCUCCCGUCCGCAUUGAGGGUAGUAUUUGGAGUGCAUAUAGCCGACAAUUUGACCGCAACUACCCUCAGAAGUUUCGUCAACUGGAUUCGAACGCUACCGGAGAAUUCCAGCAUUACCCUUGAAGGGGUAUACCCGACUGCGUCGACUUUGCUCAUUUUAUGCAGCCCCUGGUCAACAUGGUCCAAACUCAACGGGAUCCGUGGGUUUUCGUUUAUGGCGGAAGUAAGGGAGGGGAACCAGAUGGGACGCCUUUUAGCCCCUCCCAGUGGACCGAGCGAUAGCGGCUUUUUCAAGAAAGAGAGUAUACCACCACGACGUGACCCCGCGGGCGGAAAGCAAGGCUCCUAA